Molecule: messenger RNA, 504 nt
Organism: Emiliania huxleyi CCMP1516
Lineage: Eukaryota; Haptophyta; Isochrysidales; Noelaerhabdaceae
Exons: 3
Coding region: 1-504 (167 amino acids)
Source: RefSeq, a predicted model, not a curated record
AUGCCGGACCUCACCGCCGCCGAGCUCAGCAUUCCGGCCGAGCAGAACCCCGAUCCCGCAAAAUCACUGGUAAUUCCUGUCGACUCAACAGUGGUAUCCUCUACCCGGCGCUGCAUUCCGUGGUCGUGGGCCGCCAUCAGUGGCCUUCUCCCGUUUUGUGAGCCCGAUCCCGCUGUGGCCAGCUACUUUGAUAGACUCAGCGUCCUGCGGCUGUCCAUCUUGGCCGCGGCGUGGCGCCGCAUCCUCGGUGCCUUGUCCGACCUUGGCGUAUUCGCCACAGUGCACGUGGAUGAGGACGCCUGGUCUCCAUUGCGCUUUGUGCACUGGCGACGCUGCAACGGCGACGCUGCAGCGGCGGCGACGCUGCUGCGAUGGGGAGCGCCGCUGUGGUCAGUUGCGCUUUGUGCGCCGGUGGCGCUGCAGGGGCGACGACACUGCAGCGGCGACGCUGCUGCGGUGCUGCGCCUGCACAGCACCUUUGAGCUUUGUGCACAGUGGCAAUGA